Molecule: messenger RNA, 3837 nt
Organism: Knipowitschia caucasica
Lineage: Eukaryota; Metazoa; Chordata; Actinopteri; Gobiiformes; Gobiidae
Source: the annotation of a GenBank genome assembly
AUGACUAGAGACGUCUCCUGCCCCUACAGCACCAUCCUCCCAGUCUCCUGCCCCUACAGCACACCAUCCUCCCAGUCUCCUGCCCCUACAGCAUCAUCCUCCCAGUCUCCUGCCCCUACAGCACCAUCCUCCCAGUCUCCUGCCCCUACAGCACCAUCCUCCCAGUCUCCUGCCCCUACAGCACCAUCCUCCCAGUCUCCUGCCCCUACAGCACCAUCCUCCCAGUCUCCUGCCCCUACAGCACACCAUCCUCCCAGUCUCCUGCCCCUACAGCACACCAUCCACAGCUGCCCCUACAGCACACCAUCCACAGCUGCCCCUACAGCACACCAUCCACAGCUGCCCCUACAGCACACCAUCCACAGCUGCCCCUACAGCACACCAUCCACAGCUGCCCCUACAGCACACCAGCCACAGCUGCCCCUACAGCACACCAUCCACAGCUGCCCCUACAGCACACCAUCCACAGCUGCCCCUACAGCACACCAUCCACAGCUGCCCCUACAGCACACCAUCCACAGCUGCCCCUACAGCACACCAUCCACAGCUGCCCCUACAGCACACCAUCCACAGCUGCCCCUACAGCACACCAUCCACAGCUGCCCCUACAGCACACCAGCCACAGCUGCCCCUACAGCACACCAUCCACAGCUGCCCCUACAGCACACCAGCCACAGCUGCCCCUACAGCACACCAGCCACAGCUGCCCCUACAGCACACCAGCCACAGCUGCCCCUACAGCACACCAUCCACAGCUGCCCCUACAGCACACCAUCCACAGCUGCCCCUACAGCACACCAUCCACAGCUGCCCCUACAGCACACCAUCCACAGCUGCCCCUACAGCACACCAGCCACAGCUGCCCCUACAGCACACCAUCCACAGCUGCCCCUACAGCACACCAUCCACAGCUGCCCCUGCCCCUACAGGCCACAGCACACCAUCCACAGCUGCCCCUACAGCACACCAUCCACAGCUGCCCCUACAGCACACCAUCCACAGCUGCCCCUACAGCACACCAUCCACAGCUGCCCCUACAGCACACCAUCCACAGCUGCCCCUACAGCACACCAGCCACAGCUGCCCCUACAGCACACCAUCCACAGCUGCCCCUACAGCACACCAUCCACAGCUGCCCCUACAGCACACCAUCCACAGCUGCCCCUACAGCACACCAUCCACAGCUGCCCCUACAGCACACCAUCCACAGCUGCCCCUACAGCACACCAUCCACAGCUGCCCCUACAGCACACCAUCCACAGCUGCCCCUACAGCACACCAUCCACAGCUGCCCCUACAGCACACCAUCCACAGCUGCCCCUACAGCACACCAUCCACAGCUGCCCCUACAGCACACCAGCCACAGCUGCCCCUACAGCACACCAUCCACAGCUGCCCCUACAGCACACCAUCCACAGCUGCCCCUACAGCACACCAUCCACAGCUGCCCCUACAGCACACCAUCCACAGCUGCCCCUACAGCACACCAUCCACAGCUGCCCCUACAGCACACCAGCCACAGCUGCCCCUACAGCACACCAGCCACAGCUGCCCCUACAGCACACCAUCCACAGCUGCCCCUACAGCACACCAUCCACAGCUGCCCCUACAGCACACCAUCCACAGCUGCCCCUACAGCACACCAUCCACAGCUGCCCCUACAGCACACCAUCCACAGCUGCCCCUACAGCACACCAUCCACAGCUGCCCCUACAGCACACCAUCCACAGCUGCCCCUACAGCACACCAUCCACAGCUGCCCCUACAGCACACCAGCCACAGCUGCCCCUACAGCACACCAUCCACAGCUGCCCCUACAGCACACCAUCCACAGCUGCCCCUACAGCACACCAUCCACAGCUGCCCCUACAGCACACCAUCCACAGCUGCCCCUACAGCACACCAUCCACAGCUGCCCCUACAGCACACCAUCCACAGCUGCCCCUACAGCACACCAUCCACAGCUGCCCCUACAGCACACCAGCCACAGCUGCCCCUACAGCACACCAUCCACAGCUGCCCCUACAGCACACCAGCCACAGCUGCCCCUACAGCACACCAGCCACAGCUGCCCCUACAGCACACCAGCCACAGCUGCCCCUACAGCACACCAUCCACAGCUGCCCCUACAGCACACCAUCCACAGCUGCCCCUACAGCACACCAUCCACAGCUGCCCCUACAGCACACCAUCCACAGCUGCCCCUACAGCACACCAGCCACAGCUGCCCCUACAGCACACCAUCCACAGCUGCCCCUACAGCACACCAUCCACAGCUGCCCCUACAGCACACCAUCCACAGCUGCCCCUACAGCACACCAUCCACAGCUGCCCCUACAGCACACCAUCCACAGCUGCCCCUACAGCACACCAUCCACAGCUGCCCCUACAGCACACCAUCCACAGCUGCCCCUACAGCACACCAUCCACAGCUGCCCCUACAGCACACCAUCCACAGCUGCCCCUACAGCACACCAUCCACAGCUGCCCCUACAGCACACCAUCCACAGCUGCCCCUACAGCACACCAUCCACAGCUGCCCCUACAGCACACCAGCCACAGCUGCCCCUACAGCACACCAUCCACAGCUGCCCCUACAGCACACCAGCCACAGCUGCCCCUACAGCACACCAGCCACAGCUGCCCCUACAGCACACCAUCCACAGCUGCCCCUACAGCACACCAGCCACAGCUGCCCCUACAGCACACCAGCCACAGCUGCCCCUACAGCACACCAUCCACAGCUGCCCCUACAGCACACCAUCCACAGCUGCCCCUACAGCACACCAUCCACAGCUGCCCCUACAGCACACCAUCCACAGCUGCCCCUACAGCACACCAUCCACAGCUGCCCCUACAGCACACCAUCCACAGCUGCCCCUACAGCACACCAUCCACAGCUGCCCCUACAGCACACCAUCCACAGCUGCCCCUACAGCACACCAUCCACAGCUGCCCCUACAGCACACCAUCCACAGCUGCCCCUACAGCACACCAGCCACAGCUGCCCCUACAGCACACCAUCCACAGCUGCCCCUACAGCACACCAGCCACAGCUGCCCCUACAGCACACCAGCCACAGCUGCCCCUACAGCACACCAGCCACAGCUGCCCCUACAGCACACCAUCCACAGCUGCCCCUACAGCACACCAUCCACAGCUGCCCCUACAGCACACCAUCCACAGCUGCCCCUACAGCACACCAUCCACAGCUGCCCCUACAGCACACCAUCCACAGCUGCCCCUACAGCACACCAUCCACAGCUGCCCCUACAGCACACCAUCCACAGCUGCCCCUACAGCACACCAUCCACAGCUGCCCCUACAGCACACCAUCCACAGCUGCCCCUACAGCACACCAUCCACAGCUGCCCCUACAGCACACCAGCCACAGCUGCCCCUACAGCACACCAUCCACAGCUGCCCCUACAGCACACCAUCCACAGCUGCCCCUACAGCACACCAUCCACAGCUGCCCCUACAGCACACCAUCCACAGCUGCCCCUACAGCACACCAUCCACAGCUGCCCCUACAGCACACCAUCCACAGCUGCCCCUACAGCACACCAUCCACAGCUGCCCCUACAGCACACCAUCCACAGCUGCCCCUACAGCACACCAUCCACAGCUGCCCCUACAGCACACCAUCCACAGCUGCCCCUACAGCACACCAUCCACAGCUGCCCCUACAGCACACCAUCCACAGCUGCCCCUACAGCACACCAUCCACAGCUGCCCCUACAGCACACCAUCCACAGCUGCCCCUACAGCACACCAUCCACAGCUGCCCCUACAGCCCUCACACAAACACCACACAACCCAUUUAUCCAUCACUAA